GUCUGCCCUUGUUAAUUACCAGAGACACGGACCAGGGAGCUCGGCCCGGGAUUUCCCGGCCCUCAGCGGCGCCAGGCUCCGGUGUCUCCCCUAUCUAUCUCGCCGCUGUCCAGGCCCACCCCUGCCUCUCUGCAGACGAUGGACAUGAUGGACGGCUGCCAGUUCUCGCCCUCUGAGUACUUCUACGACGGCUCCUGCAUCCCAUCCCCCGAGGGCGAGUUCGGGGACGAGUUUGAGCCGCGAGUGGCUGCUUUCGGGGCUCACAAGGCAGACCUGCAAGGCUCAGACGAGGACGAGCACGUGCGAGCACCCACGGGCCACCACCAAGCCGGCCACUGCCUCAUGUGGGCCUGCAAAGCAUGCAAGAGGAAGUCCACCACCAUGGAUCGGCGGAAGGCGGCCACCAUGCGCGAGCGGAGACGCCUGAAGAAGGUCAACCAGGCUUUCGACACGCUCAAGCGGUGCACCACGACCAACCCUAACCAGAGGCUGCCCAAGGUGGAGAUCCUCAGGAAUGCCAUCCGCUACAUUGAGAGCCUGCAGGAGCUGCUAAGGGAACAGGUGGAGAACUACUAUAGCCUGCCAGGGCAGAACUGUUCUGAGCCCACCAGCCCCACCUCAAGUUGCUCUGAUGGCAUGCCGGAAUGUAACAGCCCUAUCUGGUCCAGAAAGAGCAGCAGUUUUGACAGCGUCUACUGUCCUGAUGUACCAAAUGUAUAUGCCACGGAUAAAAGCUCCUUAUCCAGCUUGGAUUGCUUAUCCAGCAUAGUGGAUCGGAUCACCAACUCAGAGCAACCUGGAUUGCCUCUCCAGGAUCCAGCCUCUCUCUCCCCAGUUGCCAGCACUGAUUCUCAGCCUGCAACUCCAGGGGCCUCUAGUUCCAGGCUCAUUUAUCAUGUGCUAUGAACUAAAAGUCUAGAUCAGUUCUGCCAGAAGGCCUAUUACACAGGAGGAAGGAG
Messenger RNA from Capra hircus (goat), 959 nucleotides. RefSeq names its product myogenic factor 5 (gene MYF5). Gene Ontology annotation, biological process: regulation of transcription by RNA polymerase II; muscle organ development; positive regulation of myoblast differentiation. The record is from RefSeq and is marked provisional. Gene Ontology annotation, molecular function: protein dimerization activity; RNA polymerase II cis-regulatory region sequence-specific DNA binding; DNA-binding transcription factor activity, RNA polymerase II-specific. NCBI's taxonomy places the organism in Eukaryota, Metazoa, Chordata, Mammalia, Artiodactyla, Bovidae.